Messenger RNA from Lachancea thermotolerans CBS 6340, 444 nucleotides. RefSeq names its product E2 ubiquitin-conjugating protein UBC4 (gene UBC4). The record is from RefSeq and is a predicted model, not a curated record. Gene Ontology annotation, molecular function: ubiquitin conjugating enzyme activity. Lineage: Eukaryota; Fungi; Ascomycota; Saccharomycetes; Saccharomycetales; Saccharomycetaceae. The transcript has 2 exons. Gene Ontology annotation, biological process: protein polyubiquitination; ubiquitin-dependent protein catabolic process. The coding region runs from base 1 to 444 and encodes 147 amino acids. Gene Ontology annotation, cellular component: nucleus.
AUGUCUUUAAAGCGUAUCACAAAGGAACUCAACGAUUUGGGAAGAGACCCCCCUACCUCGUGCUCGGCGGGCCCAGUCGGAGACGACCUGUACCACUGGCAGGCGUCGAUCAUGGGUCCCCCUGACUCCCCUUACGCCGGCGGCGUUUUCUUUCUCUCUAUACAUUUCCCAACGGACUACCCAUUCAAACCCCCUAAGAUCUCCUUCACGACCAAGAUAUAUCACCCAAACAUCAACGCCAACGGUAACAUCUGUCUUGAUAUCCUAAAGGACCAGUGGUCGCCAGCCCUGACAAUUUCCAAGGUGCUGCUUUCCAUCUGCUCCCUGCUGACGGACGCGAACCCUGACGACCCUCUGGUUCCAGAGAUUGCUCACAUUUACAAGACCGAUAGAGCUAAGUAUGAAGCCACCGCCAAGGAGUGGACUAAAAAGUACGCUGUUUGA